Messenger RNA from Knipowitschia caucasica, 1929 nucleotides. The record is from the annotation of a GenBank genome assembly. NCBI's taxonomy places the organism in Eukaryota, Metazoa, Chordata, Actinopteri, Gobiiformes, Gobiidae.
AUGGAAGGUCCAGAAGUGGGAGACGUCGGCCCCAAAGACAACGACAUCAGAAAGAUCCUGUCACAGCUGAACCAGGAGCUGCAGGAGAUGGAAGAGAUGUUUGAGGACAACAUAAUUCACGGACAGACGGACUUCCAACCACCCACCUGGUCCAGCAGCGAGGUCCAGACUCAGGCCUGGUCCAGCAGCGAGGUCCAGACACAGACACAGGCCUGGUCCAACUGCGAGGUCCAGACUCAAGCCUUGUCCACCUGCGAGGUUCAGACUCAAGCCUUGUCCACCUGCGAGGUCCAGACUCAGGCCUUGUCCACCUGUGAGGUCCAGACUCAGGCCUUGUCCACCUGUGAGGUCCAGACUCAAGCCUUGUCCACCUGCGAGGUCCAGACUCAGGCCUUGUCCACCUGUGAGGUCCAGACUCAGGCCUUGUCCACCUGUGAGGUCCAGACUCAAGCCUUGUCCACCUGCGAGGUCCAGACUCAGGCCUUGUCCACCUGCGAGGUCCAGACUCAGGCCUUGUCCACCUGCGAGGUCCAGACUCAGGCCUGGUCCACCUGUGAGGUCCAAACACAGACUCAGGCCUGGUCCACCUGUGAGGUCCAAACACAGACUCAGGCCUGGUCCACCUGCGAGGUCCAGACACAGACUCAGGCCUGGUCCACCUGCGAGGUCCAGACACAGACUCAGGCCAGGUCCACCUGCGAGGUCCAGACUCAGACAGUCAACCUGCCAGACUCCGAAAGCUGGUAUGAGGAAUUUGAGAUUGUGCUGAGGUGUAUGCAAGUCAAAGAGGCCAAGUUUAACGCAGAGUUGGAGCUAGCAAGAGAAAGGUUAGCAAAGAAGGAGAAAGAGAAUCAGGAGGUUUGUGAGAAACUGAUGCAGCUGCAAACUCUGAACCUCAGGCUGGAGAAAGAUCUGGAAAAAGCCAACGACAACUCAUAUAAACAUGAGUCUGAACGUCAGGAGGCUUGUGAGAAGUUGAAAGAGCUGCAACUCUCACACGAGAAAGAGCUUCAAGAAAACUUUGAAGAGCUCAGGGUUUUAAAGCAGUCUUUGGAAGAGGGGGACUCAGUUGGAAAAAGUUCAGAGAAUCAGAUCAGUGAGAAUGCGAAACAAAGCCAGAAGAUUGAGAUGCUAGAACGGCAACUUCAGGAGUUCGAAGAGUUGAGAGAGGAGUUUUCUUGGUCUGUUUGGCAGAAUCAAAACCUGGAGAAAGAGCUGCAACUUUUACAGAUGAAAGUGGAAACGCAGUGUGAAGACCAGGUCUCAGUUGGCAAAAAAACACAGAGUUCAGCUGAGAAGAAGAUUGAGAUGCUUGAACGCCAACUGAAGGAGUUCGAGGACGUAAAACAGGAGUAUAUUUGGUGUGUGGAGCAGAAUCAACGUCUGGAGAAGGAGCUGGAACAAGCCAAAGAAACCUCACGGAAACAUGAGGCCGAACAUAAGGAGGCUUGUGAGAAAUUGAUGGAGCUAAAACUGCUACAGACAAAAGCGUUCGACAAUCACCUCGAGGAGUUGAGCGUUUUCAAGGAGGGCUUUGAACAACAGGUGGAAGCUCGCAGACGUUUGGAGCAACAAGUAAGCAAGGUCGCACCCCAGGAAAAGCCGUCUGUGUGUGAAACGCAGACGCAAACGGUAGCUAGCGCGGAGAAGCUAACAGAUCUAAAAGCCGUGAAGGUUGAGACCUCUACUUCCAAUGUACCAACGCAGAAUCUGGAUAAAACGACAAGGGCCUUAUUUGAGAAACCACAGACGAGUGCAGAGGAGUCCAGACCUCAGAGUCGGAAGGAUGACUGCACAGAGCUCAAGCGAAAUGUGAAAAAUUUAACAGGAUUAUUUGAAAGUAAACUUGAGCAGGACAUGCAGAAGCAGAGGCUGCAGAGGAACCGGGUCAAGGGGAAGAGCGUUUCGGCUCUGAUGAAAAAGUUUUAG